Fundulus heteroclitus (mummichog) is the source of this 1766-nucleotide messenger RNA. It is a transcript of the gene il10rb, whose product is annotated as interleukin 10 receptor, beta. NCBI's taxonomy places the organism in Eukaryota, Metazoa, Chordata, Actinopteri, Cyprinodontiformes, Fundulidae. The transcript has 8 exons. Gene Ontology annotation, molecular function: protein binding; interferon receptor activity. Bases 157 to 1377 code for a protein of 406 amino acids. The record is from RefSeq and is a predicted model, not a curated record.
AGCAUCGGCUCCGGAAAGAAGAAGAAACGCAGGCAGCAGAGCAGAAAUUCAAAGUCGGUCCUUCGGGCAGGACUGGACCGAGUCGUUUCCCCCCGAACCAGCAAAAUGACGACUUAACUGGCAUUUUAAAGCGGUGUAUGCGGUAAAACGUCGACCAUGUUCACCGUGGGCCACCUCGGCCUUCUGUUCGUGUGCCUUCAUUGCAGCGCCGCCGACGCGGCGCUGAACCCCCCCCACGACCUCAACGUCAUCGCUCUGAACACCAACUACACUCUGACCUGGGACUGGGACCAGAACCAUGCAGGACCCGACCCGGUCACCUUCACUGUGCGCUGUGCCGGGCAUCACCAGCUGAACAGGAAGAAGCCCAGGUGGACCACGGCGUGCGCGGAGACCGCCGGCCGCUCCUGUGACCUCACCGGGCUGGAGCUGCUCUACCUGGGCAUGUACGUGCUCCAGGUACGGACCAACCUGAACACCAGCCACUCGGACUGGACGUCUAAGACCUUCUGUCCAGAUAAAGAAGCUGCCAUCGGACCUCCGUCCAAAGUUCGCCUCGGCGUCGCCGGCAGCAGUCUGGACGUUUUCAUCAGCGACCCUCAGAGCAGCUCCAACAGCUCCAUGAGGGAGAUGAUUUCUGACCUGUACUUCCAGGUCCGCUACUGGGAGCAGCGUGCAGACGGGGAGGUGGAGAAGCCGCCGUUGACCGCCAAGGGCAACAUGGUGACCCUGUCGGACCUCACGCCCUGGACCCUGUACUGCGUGGAGGUCCAGUCCCGCUACGACUUCUACAACAAGAGCAGCAGCUUCACCCAGCCGCUCUGCGUCAAGACCGAAGGAUUCAUUCCCUGGUGGAUGAUCUUCCUGUACUUCCUGGGCUCCCUGCUGAUCUGCUUCCUGCUGGUGCUGAUCUUCAUCUACGGCGGCCACCGGUGCUUCCAGCUCUGCAAAGAAACGCUGUGUCCUGGCGAGAAGCUGCCGCUGCAGUUAAGACAGGACGACUCCGACUACCCGUGCCUCAUCGUCUCUGAGUCUGAGUCGGAUCUGUGCGAUCUUGUAAUCGUCUGCUCAGAGUCGGCCAUCCAGAGGAAUAACGCAGACCUAGCUGUGGACUCUGCAGCGCCCCUCAUUGGCCUGGAGGAGGACAGCAGCGGCGGCGGCGGCAGGCACAGCCGGCACAACAGCAGCGGCAGCCGGGACUCUGGAGUUUACUCCGCGGGAGGAAACUCGGGCGCGCUGCCGCUCGGCGCCGCCUCGUCCUCCCCGGACGUGAGCCGCCUCCACGACUCGGAGAAGAUGAAGAUGCUGAGCAUGAGCUCGGAGGUCAAGGUUCCCCCCGUGAUCCCCGACGAGGGAGUGGUGGACAUGGAGGUGUAGAGGAGGAAGAGGAGGCGGUGUUAUCAGGAAACGAUGAGUGACUGGAAGCUGGAGACGUCGGCCAGGCGGCGUCGUCUGGAGGCUUCAGACGGUCCUGGUCUGGAUCGGACCUGCUGUCUUAGUCCAUGCUGUGAUUCAUGUGUGACUCAGGGUGUGGGAACUUGUUUUUGAAUCGUCACGUUGUUGUUGUUAUGUUGCUCUGGCACUUCUUAAGAAGCAUUAAAAUAUGAAUAUUGAUCACUGAAGGCUUUCUGCAGAGAGAGGGUUUAAAAAAAGGGACGAAUCCCUGCUUCAAACUGGCUUACAGCAAACAUUUUACCGCACUGUGUCAAACUGUACAAUGUGAGCUGCUCCUGUUCUUUCUAAUAAACCAAUCUUUGUCUGUAUCA